This is a messenger RNA of Rhipicephalus sanguineus (brown dog tick), 7495 nucleotides long. RefSeq names its product neuronal acetylcholine receptor subunit alpha-10-like. The record is from RefSeq and is a predicted model, not a curated record. NCBI's taxonomy places the organism in Eukaryota, Metazoa, Arthropoda, Arachnida, Ixodida, Ixodidae. Gene Ontology annotation, biological process: regulation of membrane potential; chemical synaptic transmission; nervous system process. Gene Ontology annotation, cellular component: neuron projection; synapse; postsynaptic membrane. The coding region runs from base 776 to 2422 and encodes 548 amino acids. The transcript has 12 exons. Gene Ontology annotation, molecular function: acetylcholine-gated monoatomic cation-selective channel activity; transmembrane signaling receptor activity.
GACUCGACGAGUUCGGCUGCUCGGACUGCACUCCAGGCGACCGGACCUUUCGAGACGAAACAUCCUAGGAUGCGUCGCUGGAAGAAAGCACCCAAGCGUCUCGGCCAACCCGAACGGAAACUGUCUAGCCCGUGUUCCAGCGCGAAAAUGAUGUAACAAAACAGUCCUGUCGUCGCUGUCACCGAACCCAUCCUUCUUACCCUCUGUCGACUUCCCGCUGUUUCGGACGUCUUCGGUUCCGUAUGGCACGCGAUGUGUGAUUUCGGUGUGUCAUCCGAGACGUGGAGGGACGCAAUAACUGUCUGACUCGGGAAAGACGAACCGCCGCUUCCCGCCGCCGAUAGUGUUUUGUCCGGUAGUGAAAGAUGUGGGUCAGCAUUUGACGGAUGAAGGGACGAGAUAUGAUAAAAUGAGAGGCGACGUUCGGGAGACGAGGUGGAUCGUGACGUGUGUUCUGGACAAUCCGCCGAUUCGUCGACGUUAGGGCGAACGGAAGGCUGGAUUUUUUUUUUCUUUUUCUCGCAAGUUCUUUCUGGAGAUCCCUGUGGUAUCACUGCUCAACAGGGAAGAGGACGAAAAGAAAAAGAAGAAGCUACCGAUACAGCAUCGGAACACCACUUGAGACAACGUGAGCUGGAGGACUGCUGCUGAGCCAUUCUUCUAUGCCUGAUGAGUGCCGGCGAACAAGGUCGAGCUUACAGCCACGAGCAUCAGGAUAAAAUGGCGCCAGGGCGGAAGCUGAUGACGUCAUCUCGGGAAUGCUGAGGGAGCCAAAAUGAAGUUCCCGUUCAUGAGUCCAGGGCUGAGCAGCCAGCUCGCCAAACUAGGGACUGCCGCUGGGCUGUGGCUUUUUCUCUGCUUCGGUUGCAGCGUCUGUCGGGCGGACGAACAGGAGUACCGGCUGACACGCUACCUCAUGUCCAACUACGACCCGGCGGUGCGGCCUUCUUUCAACUCUUCAUUGUCACUGCGCGUGGACCUGGACCUGUCACUGCUGCAGCUUCUCGACGUGAACGAGAAAAGCCAGACAAUCUCGACAAACUGCAGGCUGACGCAGCGGUGGACAGACGCUCACCUGAAGUGGAACGCAUCGGACUUCGGCGGCAUCGGCGUGCUGCGCAUUCCAUCUGCGCAAGUCUGGAAGCCGGACCUGGUCCUCUACAACAACGCACGCGGCGACUACCACGCUGGACACCUGGGCAGCAACGUGAUCGUGCGAUGGACAGGCGAGGUCCUGUUCCCGGUGCAGGCAGUAUUGUCGAGCGCUUGCCGCCUGGACUUGCAUUAUUUCCCCUUCGACGUUCAUCUCUGCCAGCUGCAGUUCGUGUCCUGGACGUACGACUCGCAACAGGUGGAGCUAGAGCCGGGCCAGACCACCGAUGGUCUGGGCCGCUUUCUCAGACACGGCGAGUUCGAGCUGCUCGAGAUGACCGUCGCGCAGCAGGCGCACCCGCCUCCGGACGCGUCGGCCUCGACCGUGGCGGCGGCGGCGACGUCCACCGCUGCGGGUGAAGAGGGCGACGGCCUGGCAGCGACGGCGGCGCCCCAGUACCGCGGCGUCACGUACACCCUGAGACUUCGCCGGCGACCGGGAUCGCAGCUGCUGCACCUGGUGCUGCCGUGCGUGGUGGUGAACGCGCUGGCCCUUCUGGGUUUCCUGGUGCCCUGCGAGUCCGGCGAGAAGGUGACGCUGGGUAUCAACACGCUGCUCUGCCUGGCCGUCUUCCUGGUCGUGGUGCGAGACAGCCUGCCGCCCGCAGCCUCGGUUCCCUUGCUCAGCGUCUACUACGGCCUGAGCACGUGCGUGGUUGCGUGCACGACGGCGCUGAGUGUGGUGACGCUCAGCUUGCACCACCGGGGUUCCCGAGGUGCCGAGGUUCCGCGCGGACUGCGCCGGCUUGUGCUGGGAUUUCUGGCCCGACUGCUGCUACUAGGCUGCUGCGGACCUAGUAGCGACGAGCGAAAGAACCACCACCAGCGGCACGACUCGUCGCGCGAGUCGAGCAAGUCGUCCCGGCUGCAGCCGCCGAGUCCAUCGCUGGACUCGGACAAGCUGGAGCUAGACCACAUAGAGCGGUAUAACUUCUCCCCGCGGCUGCGGCAUCGCAAGGAGUUCUGCGCUGGACUCGGAGGCGUGCUGGGCGGCGGGGUGCCGCCGCCUCCGGCGCCCGGACCCGCGGUCGACGGCUCCUCGGACGAGUUCGAGAAGCAGUUUCUGCGGGUGCUCGCCAAGGUGUACCAGACGAUCGAGAAGAACGAGCUUCGCGUGGCGGAACGCGACCGACGCGACGCGGUGCGGGGGGAGUGGCAUCAAGUGGCCGUCGUGUGCGACCGUUUUCUACUGGCCGCUUUCCUGCUCUCCAUCGCCGUGGCCGCUUGCGUGGUGCUCUUCUCCGCAGCACCGCAGCCGAACAGGCCCUGACCGCCGGCACGAGUGAGCGAGCAGUCCUCCAGUGCUACAGUGCCGGUGCACCGACGUGCCCGCGACACACUGUUCUUCUGCUGUGGCAGCAACUGUGUGUUCAUCCGUCACCGCCGUCCGUCACUCUCGUCACGCCGUUCUGCACUGCGAGAUGGCGUCGAGAUAACAGCGGCACCUCGGAGCCCCUGGCUCCCUUACAUCGCCGCGAGAGACCUUGCUGGCAUCGCGGGAUUUGUAACCUUUUGAAAAACGAGCUUGAAGCCGGUGGCCUGUUAUCACCGACUGGAUACCGGGGGAGUGCGUGCCCUAUAAGUACUUCAUCUUGCAGAUUCCGUGCGGUGUCGCAGAAGUUGACACACCGCCAUCCUCUCCUCGCACGCGAUGAAAUAAUUCCCCGAUUUGAACACCCCCUGUAAACAUCGCUUCUUUAUGAGUUAUGCUAUAACAGAAAUUUGACAAAUGAGCGUCGACGUACUUCAAGGAUGUCAUAUGGCAGACGAGUGAUACAUAAGAUAAAUCUGUCUUUUUUUUUUUUAUCAAUUGAGGCUACGGUUUCCGCGGUGUUGCAUGGAACUAGUGAGACUGAGCGCGACGGGAUCAGCUCUAAGUGAAAUAGUGACGCUUAGCCUGGCUGUGCAGAAGUCGGGAAAAAUUGUAUGCGGUAUUUCGCAUUAUGCUAGAAUGUUGACAUGAAUGGGCAAAAAAACACUCAUAAUUAAGAAACAACUACACAGGGUGCCCAGCUAAAUUUAGCCGGGGCUUAAAGAUAUGCCGGCGCGCUCUAUAUGACGACACGACCAAAUGAAUGUUGCUGAAUAUUCCACGGAGUAUGUCGCACUAUUUCUUGUGUCCGGCUUAAUUUCCUGACUAGGCAAGAUUAAUUAACCGACUUGAAGCAAUGAAGCUGCGCGAAAAGUUCCAAUUAGAAAGUUGUAGAUCGGUUUGCGAAACGUCGGAUUAGACAGUUUCUAACUUCCAAUCUACUAAGUAUUGGUGUUCUUCUGCUUACUGUAGAUGGCAGUGCUCCCUAACAGUGAUUGCAGUGCUCCCUAACAUUCCGCGUGCCACGUUCAAACAGCCAUAGCAUUUGGCCGGGUGUGCUGCCGCCGAAAAGGCGACAAAGCAGCGACGAUGGCGGUGAGUGUGCGGUGACUCACCUGUUGCUAGCAGCAGCACAAGCGAUAAACGCUGCGUCUGCUCAUCGCUGUCAUGAGCCGUGCCGAGGGAAGCGUGAGCAGCCGAGCACCGUAGCCACUGCACCACCGCGGCGGACAAAACUUCACGAAACUCCUUAGUUUCGCAAUUGCAUGUUCUUUUUUCUUAGCAUUUUCGGGAGGAAGUGUUUGUACCUGUCUGAUAUAAUGGAAGAGCGCGCGGUUUUCACGUUUUCAAAAAUGAUCUCACGAUUUCUUGCAGUAUUUCCGGUCAUGCUACAUGUCACCGAGAGUGUUGGCCCGAAACAUGAGCUACGGCUGCCAGUGUUCGGCACUUAUUCAGUAGCGUCAUUGCACGCAAACAGAUAUUCGCCGUCCGAACUUUGGCGAUCUUUUAUAUCAUUAUUAUUUAACGCAGUAUGUCUUCGUAAAUCACGCUCCUCAUCUCACUACCAAACAAACCAGCCCCAGGUCAAGCUCGACUCGGGUGAAGCCACCUCAUUGCGCCGCGCGUGAGAGUGGACGUGUUUGCGAGCUAUAAAUUGUGAGCCCAGUGUUCCCGUAUCACUAUUUCCCAAUCUUCAUCCUCACUCUUCCAUCUCACCACAGUGUAACCCGCGCCUGGUAAAACCAAAAGGGCAUUUAUAACGACACGGUACGACGCUGUGGUCUGUACAGCUGCGUCCUUAGCGCCAAACAAGAGGCGCGUCGAAUCGCGAAAAGCCGCUUUCCUUCGUGACUUGGGCGCUCCCAGAUUCAGUCACUCGACAAGCUUUCGCUAUACGCUCGCUGUAUUACUUUUUUUUUCAUUCUUUAUUAUCACGUCGAUGACGGGUGCCCUGCGCUCAAGCGUCGUCUUCAUUCACACCGUACUUGCUCAGCACUGCCUCAAGACGACUUGUGGUUACUUGCAAGCGCACGAGGACGAGUAUAUUGUUGGUGCAUUCCCGAAUAUUAAAUGGCGAGUGAAUCGUAAAGGUGUCGCGCCCAUUGCGUACAUGGGUUUAUGAAACCGUGCAAAAGCAGAAUCCUCGCGUUUCCUUCAGUAGCAUUGUGAAAGGUGUACCUAUCUACCACACGCAUAGCAGACCGGGAGUCAGGCCCAUGUGCGGCCACAAAACGCCACACGCACAGUUCUCAUUAAGGCCUCAUAAAAAGCGAAAAUUGGCCGCCGGCGUCAACACGGGUGAUGGAAAAAAUCAACGUCACAUGAUGACGUAACUAUGUGACAUCAUCAUGGCGUCACAUGAUGAAGUCAUCACCUGACUUCGUCGCUUGGUCAAGGGUAGGCCGAUCACGGAGGCAGUGCAAAACCACAUGAGAGGAGAAAGCUUGCAAUUCCUCCGAUCCUGGAGGGAGUGCAGAAGGCUAGGGUGGCAGGGGGUUGAGGUAGAGGCUAUAGAGUAACUGCAUAUGCUACCUAUGUAGCAUAUACAGUAACUCUAGUAGAGGGAAAUGAGCUCCUCUAUUCCCUCCCCCUCCCUAUCGGCCCUCCUCCUGCUCCCACGGAGUGCAAAGUUGGCGUGUGCACUUCUAGAUCCUAAACUGAACGGAAAAAUCCUGCAGGGGCUGCAGUUCACAUGGGAAUGUUACCGAGACGCUCUCCGUGGCUUUUCAAUAACUUUCUUCCCCGUGGGAGAUUUUCAAAAAUGAUAAAGAGCUUCGUAAUAAAGAGCGAAGUACACGAGAAAGUAUUGCACGGCGUAAGAAGGUAGAGUGGCAUAAUACUGUAAAUUAAUAUCUAUUAAAAUUUGUUACCAUGUGACUAGAAAGCAGGAACAAAAAGCUCAACAAAAUACGGAAUUCCUGUCCUCUUUUUUUUUUCAAUGCCCUCUCUUCAAUGGCGAUGCGUCAUUACUGUUAAAUGUUGGGGAAAUGACACUGCAAAAAAAAAAACUAAGAAAUAGCAGUGAAUGUUCUACUCAUUGGUUCGUGUUUCGCGUAAAUAGUUCAGCAGUUCAGGUAUUGUUACAAAAAAUUAAUGUCAUCAGCAGUGUACUUCUCAUCACGACAGCAUCUUUCCAGAAAGAUGACAAUGUUCAUGGUUAACAUCGUAUAUCCAGCAAGGGACCGCAUAAAUUAAACGUUUCCAAUCAACUCGGUCACCUAGCUCGAACCAAAGAACUGAAACUCAAGCCGCGUUAUUUUUUUCCUUUUUUUUUUAACCAACGUUGUUGCCACUCUUAACGGGCUCUCGACACACAAAAUGGAACAAAAUCACUGCCGCACAGGUCGGAUUCUCUGUCUGCUAUAAAUCACUAUUGUUUUUGCAUUUCGUUAUAGAGCGACGUCUUUAUUCUUCACAAUGGUUUUGCAGUUAAGCAUAGUAGCAUUUAACUGCAGGCGUUCGUUAAAACUCACUUGUAUCCCGUAGUGACAGAGUAACGUUGUGUUCGAUACGUCGUACUAACCAUGUGGCCCCCGCUCGUACGAAGGCAAGUCAGCAUGGCGAACGCGUGAAUCACUCGAAGUAUUCGCAAGAGUUUCGUUUCUAGCACUUUGUUUAUUGGAUGCGUUUGCUAACACGUUUUCACUGAAUCGUUCACCGCAUAAUUUAAAAAGCACAUAACAGAAUUGCACAUUGUAAAUAGGAAACUGCUCUUGUUUUGCCUAUUUCACAUAGUUAUGCACCUUGUGUUAUUUAUUUAUUUCGUUUUAUUGAUCAUCACGCACCGCAUGUCACACGUUUGCACAAAUCUGCACGAACUUAAGAAGUGGGGCGACGUCAUAAAGAUACGUCACGCUAAAUAACUAUUUUAAGCAUGCUAAGAGGCACGUUUAACCAUUACUGUUAAUUGUUGCUCCGCACGUUUAAACACUUACAGAAGAAGCAUGCACGUUGCUCAAAGGACUGCGAAGGUUUCGGAAAGUGCGUUCAGGCGUGUACAAUAGAUGAAAUGUACUGGAACCUCGCUAUAACGAAGUAGCAUCGGGACCAUAACUCAGUUCGUUAUAUCCGACAUUCGUCAUAAGAGCAGAAACAAAAAUCGCCUCUAACUAAUCGGCGAUCCGACUCGAGAAAAACGGUCUUCCUCUUCGCUGCCAUUUGGGUUGCUGCCAGACAACAGACACCGAAAUCGGCGUGUUGCUACGCUUGUCUUUCUUCAACUCUGGACAAGUAACGCCAUCCUUCGUCUAGAGUUUUCUCAAGACGAAUGAUCCAAGUGACGCCAUCCUUCAUUAGAGAUUCUAGAGUUUUCCCGCUCUGUUCAUUGGGUGGCACAACCAGUCAAAUGUGCUUUUCUGUUGCGCUGGAUGACCGAAAUUUUGGUAACUUUUUCAAGCGAUUUUAUGUUUUGAAUCUCGCACGAACACAUAUUUUUUCGUUACAGCCGAUACCGCGGCGGCUCUCGCGUUUUCAGUUUCGUUAUAAAAGGAAUAAACGCCACUGAAUUAAAGCAUGACCAAACAAAGUUCGUAUUUAGUCCGCUAUAACCAAUAAUUCGCUGUAUCAGUGUUCGUUAUAACGAGGUUCUACUGUAAAAGCGGAAUUUUAAAUUGUUCGAAUUUGAAUUGUACAGAGUUGCACGGGUUAGUAUCGUCAAUAUCACGACGCCGCUGCGAAAUGGCCGUGCGUCCGAUUCAUUCGCAAUAACUGUUACACACAUUCUGUAGGCUUUCUGUGUAUUUGUUGUAAACGGCCCUAUACAGGUAGGUUUAUUAAGGAGUCUUUCGAAGUGACGCACCCGUUUUUGAAUGAUACAUUGCACGGCACAUUGCACGGCACGAAACCCUAUGUCUAGCCAGAAUUUCUGUUCAGCUCUGGUCAUUUCGGAGGCAAGUCGGAGGAUGGCACAUGCAGUGCGAUACAUCCGAAGUCUAAUUUAUGUGAAGUUUAAGGCGCGAAUAAGACACGCACGAAGAUAAGGAACACACACACGGAGCGCCACUUCCAACAAAGAUUGUGUGUUCCUUAUCU